GCUAAAAAUAAAAUGCCCCACCAUUCCCUUCCCUCCCUCUCUUCCUCUCUCUUACCCACUUGUCUCAGCUUCUCCUCUCCUUUAAAAUCUACAAUUACAGCUCUUUCUGACUUGCCCAUUAAUGCCUACAUAAAGAAAAACUAAACCCUCAAAAUUUAUUAAUUUUUUGUUUUACAUUUGCUUUCACCUUUUUUGCAAGGCUAGAAAAAUCAUUCAUUUUGAACCAAUAUCUUUCUUUCAUUUCUUUGAACUCAAAAAAAACCACAAAGAAAAGCAAGCACAUGGGCAAGAAAAUGAAGCUCCCUUUCCUCUCCAAGAUUAACACUACCAGUACAGAUUAUUCAAGCUUAAACUCUUCAUGGCCAUGGCCUGCUUAUUGUCAACAACCAAAAACCCUUUCUUUUAGAGCAGAAAACAUGUUCAAAACUCUUAACUCAGCUUACUUAGAGGGUGCUCUUGAUGUUGUUGAUAACAUACCUGCUAAUGAGUCUAGUUACUUCACCAACUCUUCUACUUCUGAAUCUGUAAGUCUCUCUAGUGCAUCAGAUGAGUCAGGAAUAUCAGGUGAGUGUAUAGAGACUGUGAUUAAAGGUUUAAGGUCAGAAAGGCUGUUCUUCAAACCAGGAGAAACAAGUUCAAUCUUGGAAGAAGCUAAUAAGAAAGCUGCAAAAGAAGCAGCAGAAGGAGGUGGUGAUGAGUUAUUGGCAUUUAAAGAAAGUAUUGCUUUGUCAAUGGAUUCUCAAGACCCUUAUGUUGAUUUCAAGAAAUCAAUGGAAGAAAUGGUGGAAGCUCAUGGUUUAAAAGAUUGGGAAAGUCUUGAAGAGUUGCUCUCUUGCUAUUUGAAAGUAAAUGGAAAGAGUAAUCAUGGCUAUAUCAUUGGUGCUUUUGUAGAUUUGCUUGUGGGUCUUGCUCUUGAUCAUUCUUCUGCAUCUUCUACUACUAGUACUGAUCAGUCUUACUGUUCUUGUACUCGUUCUCCUUAUUCUCCUUUAUCUUUCUACACUUCUUCUAAUUUUUCUGAUGAUUCUUCUUCAACUCCAUGUGUUUCUUCAUUGGAAAUUGAGGAUGAGGAAGAGGAGAUCAUUAUUCAUUCAAGUAUUCCUUGUCUGUCUUCGUCAUUAGAAGCUAAGAAUGAGAUUAAAGAUAAUUAAAAGAUGAUCAGUGUUUCAUCUUAACCCUUUUUCUUGUUUCUCUUCUUUUCCUUUUUGGGGUUCUUUUUGGUCUCAUUUAUGGAGAUAUAUGUGUAUACAAGGAGCUUGAAAUAUUAUGACAGUCAAAUCAUUUUCAUCAA
Ricinus communis (castor bean) is the source of this 1291-nucleotide messenger RNA. RefSeq names its product transcription repressor OFP15. Lineage: Eukaryota; Viridiplantae; Streptophyta; Magnoliopsida; Malpighiales; Euphorbiaceae. The record is from RefSeq and is a predicted model, not a curated record. Gene Ontology annotation, biological process: negative regulation of DNA-templated transcription. Bases 282 to 1151 code for a protein of 289 amino acids. The transcript has a single exon.